UAUUAUUAAUACUUUCUCAAGCUUAUAUUACAACACCAACUCAUUACACUUUGCUCUUGAAGCUCAAUCAAUAUAAUUAUUUGUCUCUCUUAGUAUUUCUUCUUUAUUACAAUGGCGAACCAAUCAAAUGCUAACCAAGGCAUUCAAAUUGUCAAUUUUCUUAAGCACAAAAAUUACUUCAUAAUCGGAUCAACUGGCUUUACGGGCAAAGUGUUUAUUGAGAAGCUAUUGGCGGGAAGUUCCUGAAGUGCAAAAGACUUACCUCUUGUUAAGAGCCAAAAAUGCGGAAGCUGCAGCGCAAAGAUUGAAAACUGAAAUCAUAGAUUGUGAAGUAUUCAUCCGAUUAAGAAAUGAGCAUGGAGAAAGAUAUGAGGAGUUCAUGAAGGACAAAUUGGUUGCAGUGGUUGGAAAUAUUACUGGUCAUCCUUGCUUAGGUAUGGAUGCUGAUUUGGCUGGUGUCAUUGCGAGUCAAAUUGAUGUGAUUGUAAAUGUUGCUGCCGAUACAAGAUGGCAUGCCAGGUAUGAUGUGCUCCUUGAUGUGAAUGUGAGAGGAGUUUCAAGACUUCUUGCGUUUGCAAUGAAUUGCAAGAAACUCCUACUUCUUUUACAUGUUUCGACGGCUUUUGUCACCCGAAAAGCUGUGGGAGUUGUUCAUGAAAACCCUAUUGUCAUGGAAAAAAGCAAAUUAAGGACAGUAAACUCGAAUUCAGAUGUACCAGCAGAACUAGACAUCAAAGCAGAAUUAAAGAUAGUUGAUGAUUUAUUAGCUUCUGGCAUUCAAGAAUGUAAAUUACCUAGAGAGAUGAUCAAGUUAGGCAUGAGAAGGACCAAACUGCAUGGAUAUGCGAAUGCUUAUAUACUAACGAAGGUUAUGGGAGAGAUGAUAGUAAGCACAAUGGGAGAUAAAUUACCGACGGUCAUUAUCCGUCCGAGUUUCAUUGGAAACAGUCUUCAAGAGCCAUUUGCUGGAUGGAUUGAGAAAUACAGGGGGAUGGACCCAAUAAUCUUAUCGUACGGAGAAGGACAAAUGCAAGGAAUUUUGGCAGAUCCUAAUGGAAUUAUAGAUAUUGUACCGGUUGACAUACUAGCAAAUGCCAUUGUAGUUGCCAUUGCAAACCAUGCGAUUUCAGGCAAACUUGGAGUACAUGUUUACCACCUUGCUUCAUCAAUGGUGAAACCACUCCAACUCCAAACCCUUUUCAAGUAUUGUUGCAAUUACUUUGCAUUGCAUCCAUUCAAAGAUUCGAAAGGUGAUAAAAUCAAAGUUGAAGAGAUGGAUUUCUACGCAUCAUUAGAUGAAUAUAUUUUGGCUGGGAUGAAUUCUAAGCCUUCUAAUGAAAAGCUAUAUAGCCAUAUUGUUCGCAUAGCCGCUAUCUAUGAGCCUAUACUGAUGCUUAGACUAAGGUUCAACAACAUGAAUACUCAAAACUUGUUUGAAGCAAUGUUUUCGGAAGAGAAGAAAAUCUUUAACUUCGAUGUGAAUCGCAUUGAUUGGAAAGAUUAUUUCAUGAACAUCCAAUUACGUGGUCUUACAAAGCACAUUCUCAAAAAGAAGAAUCUUUCUCCAAAACUCUAAGACUAAGUUACGUCAAUUUGCAUUUAUUUUUUUUU
Chenopodium quinoa (quinoa) is the source of this 1611-nucleotide messenger RNA. Its product is annotated as fatty acyl-CoA reductase 2-like. Bases 380 to 1576 code for a protein of 398 amino acids. Gene Ontology annotation, molecular function: alcohol-forming very long-chain fatty acyl-CoA reductase (NADP+) activity. Gene Ontology annotation, biological process: suberin biosynthetic process; long-chain fatty-acyl-CoA metabolic process. Gene Ontology annotation, cellular component: intracellular membrane-bounded organelle. NCBI's taxonomy places the organism in Eukaryota, Viridiplantae, Streptophyta, Magnoliopsida, Caryophyllales, Amaranthaceae. The transcript has 9 exons. The record is from RefSeq and is a predicted model, not a curated record.